AUGCUACUUGCUAGUCACGGCCAAAACGAGGAACCAACUCACGCAGGCUAUUCUGUUACCAUGGAACAAUGCUCACCUAUAGCAGCGAAAACAGAGACAAGUCUCGCUCAAUUGAGCACCAAGCUGCGUCAGCGAACGCGAGUAGAUUAUCAGAGUUCAGUUGAUGUCGACAAUCCGGUCCCAAUCGAUCACAUAGCGAAUCCCAGAUGGAAACAUGGCCAACUAUGCUGGGAGGCGCGAGGAAGAUGUGCCGAAGAUUACAAGAGCAAAGAAACAAAACUUCUGAAGGAACUGAAUCAGUCACGACGGGAAUCCUUCAGCGAAGUAGCGAUAUCACUCUUUAUGAUCGGAAAGACGCCGCAGAAAGCGAAGCCCAUGAUCAUCAUUUCAAGCGAGGACAAGCGAUCACGCGAAGAGGCCAAACGCGCCAUCGAAAGAAGCGGCAUUCUGGAGGAUUUAAACUACAAGAUAGGAUUUCUGAAGUACCUUCCAUCGGGUCCCAUACACUCUGUUGCAGGAUCACCUAGCGAGGUGUCUGGUGUCUAUACAGCAGACCCUUCCUCUUGUAGCCCCGAAGCAUCGGAUUCGAACUCCAGAGAAGACGCAACAUCUAGUUCAUCGAACCAACCAGGUUUUGCUGUCUCUUCAUUAGCCUACUACAACCCAGAACAGCGGCUGCGAACCACAGCAAUGCCGAUCUAUGUCAAGACCGCUGCAGACCGAUCAAGAACGGCGACCGCAAACAUGGUAUACAAUGGAACAGUUUACAAAUACAUUACUGUAUCCCAUGUUUUUAGUCCAUGGGGUGCCUCAUCGAUCGAUAGUGGAGAGGACGAUCUUGGUAUACCGUUUGAUAGCGACAGUGAAGAUGAAGAUCACUGCAACAGUGAGACUUCACAGGCCAGAGGCACAAUAUCAGCCUCAUUAAGAGUUCCUACAUCUCGAGAUUCGGAUAUCGAUAGCGCGAAAUCACAUAGAUCAAAGAUCUCGACCAUGCACAACGAUUCUCCUGAUACCGCUAAAGACCCCCCCUCUGAGCUACUCAGACUUGGAGAAUUGUCUGCUGAUGAUGACUUUGACAAGUCUGCCGAUUACGCUAUCAUCACUAUCAACGACUUCAAGCUCCAAAAGCAGCUUGCAAAUCUCGCCCUAUCCAAUCCGAAUAGGAUCACCCAGAUGCGUGCAGCCGAACCCAAGUCUUCUCAGGUCACGGCAUGGACGAGACGUGGUGCUAUCUCCGGUACGCUCGGAAAUGUGCCCAGAGUUAUGCGAUUUUCAGGUAGCAAGCGCUUUCAACAGAUCUACGAGUUCGCUUACAAAGGCGUGAUUGAAAAUGGGGACAGCGGAUCGCUGGUUAUCGGUGAGAGUGGCAAGGAAUUGUAUGGCAUGAUUGUUGCAGCUUCUAGCAGUCAAACUAUCGCCUAUGUGAUGGCAGCGAAAGAACUUAUUCCUAGUAUCGACAACACUGGGAGAUGGAGAUUCAUGAGCCCUAGCGACGAUCGGACUGAAAUAGAUCAAAGUCGUGAGACGAAAAGUUCUAACUAUUCUCAGACAGCGGACGACCAAAGGUCCGCGUGGACCACUCAUGCCGAGCCAACAUGGGACCAUCGGUAUCAGAGGUAUUUUCAUACAGUAUGGGACGCACUAUAUAAGAUGUAUUAUAGGACGCAUUAUGUAGAAGGGCAAGGAUGGGUGUUUUUCGAUUGGCUUCAAGUAGGCUUGGAUAACCGACCACGUAUGGAAUUGGAAGUUAUCGGAGCACGUAUGGACUCGGUCUAUCACAGCAAUCAGAUAGCAGGAGCAGCCAGCGUGAUGAGUACAGAGGGAGCCCCCGUUCGAGGCUCUUACGACACGAACAACCCGGUGCCUUACGAACCGCUGGACCAAAGCUUCAAAGUCAGGCACAGAGAUUACUUUGGAGAAGGAAGGAUGUUCGCUAUCCUUUUCACCGAUGCUGAUGCGCAUGCUCCAAAUUAUGUGACGAACUACAACAGCGAUUUGUCCCAUCUAUCCCAGUCCGCUCGAGCAAAAUACGGCGAACUAGCACACGCUCAAGUGCGACGGUUCAUCGUCGUCAAAUGCAGAAGAGAGUUUUGUUACGCCGUACCAGUUUUUACCUACAACAAUCGCGCCACCACAAAGCCAGGCGUCAGACCCGACGAACAUGCAAUUGCUUACUCGUACGGCUGCAGCCCACAAUUAGUCGCAGGCGAACAGGAGCUUCAAAAGGGGCCUAUCGCGAUCGUCAUGAACGCGGAUGAGAGGCCAUUGUCAACAGCAUCUAGAAUUUACUUUGGCAUCCAUCACCCUAUACAGUACAACGUCAAGGUUAAGGACCUAGGAUACGUACACUCUGACUGGAUGGCCACCUUUUCCGGAUACUGGAAAAUGGAGCAUAUGGAUGCCCCCGAACAAGGUCUUGAGGUGACAUAUGAUCCGACCAAUCAUGAUACCAACUAA
This is a messenger RNA of Alternaria alternata, 2460 nucleotides long. RefSeq lists its product as hypothetical. The record is from RefSeq and is a predicted model, not a curated record. The transcript is spliced from 5 exons. Bases 1 to 2460 code for a protein of 819 amino acids. NCBI's taxonomy places the organism in Eukaryota, Fungi, Ascomycota, Dothideomycetes, Pleosporales, Pleosporaceae.